Parasteatoda tepidariorum (common house spider) is the source of this 4166-nucleotide messenger RNA. Lineage: Eukaryota; Metazoa; Arthropoda; Arachnida; Araneae; Theridiidae. The record is from RefSeq and is a predicted model, not a curated record.
GCAUUUCGAACAUUGAUCAUUGCCAGAUUGCCCACGUUAGCAGACGAUGUUACUUUUCACUUCAUCUCAUUCAUUGUUUUCGUUCUUUGUGAAUUUUUUAAAUGUCGUUAAUCGAGAAUGUUAAUUGGUGUUGUUUUUCGCUUCUGCUAUGUAAUGGCGAUACGAUUUCAUAUUGUUAUGAAUUUAAGGAAACUGCUUAAUUAAUGCCUAUUUCGUGUCAUUUAUUUUUUGAUUCUGGAGAAACGGACAAAACAAUUUCUUCAUUUUGUGCCGCUUGCCUGGUUCGGAUAUGACCAGUCCAGGCCGCGGUGAUCUUGGAGUAAUAGAUAGUGAAGCAUUUGAUUUCAGCCAACUUGAAGAUUACAUCAAUGAUGAUAAUGAAAACAAUAUUUAUUUCCAUGAGGCCUUAGUUACGUCUAGUGAUUUAAAAUUAACUGAAACCACCGAUAAGCCUCCUCUGUAUCUACGGAACAGUCAUCAUAGCCUACCUAAAGAUUCAACCAGCGUCCAAGUACCCGUCGAGGCCACGGAAACCCACGGCCACCCCUCACUCGGCAUCAGAUUGUCACAAGGGGCCGCGGAGACCUCCGUCCAUUCUCCGUCCACUCCAAAUGUUCUCUCCCAACAAAAGAGUAGUUUCUCUGUCAGAAAUAUUCAGAAUAAUGGGGUUGACGUCACUUCAUCUUUUACAAAACCACAUCACUUACCCGACAGCCCUCCUGACUCGGGAUCGGAACCGCCUUUCUCACCCGCUAACGAAGAUCCGAAAUUGAGGUGCCCAUCUAUAGACUUACUUCAUCACCAUCAUCAGCAUCAUCAUAGUCAUCAUCACCUUCCACAAUCAGCAGAAAUGUCCGUCCAUUCUUCGGGGUCAACAGAAGCCUUGAAGCAUCAGUAUCUUGGUUAUGGGCACAAUUUGCCCCUUAAGCACUUGACAGAAACCGCCAUAUCUUCUUCAACCUCCCCUACGUCAUCCUCAUCAUCUCCUCACCGUCCUAUUCUCGAGAGUCCAGUUCCAGUUCACUCUACCCAUUCAAUAUCAAUGCCCGUCCUAGCUCCAGGGCCAGCAAAUUCCUUUGCUGGACAGUUCCUCACACAAAUAGCACCAUCAGUUUUAACUGCAUUCAAUGGAAAUGCCCUACACCAACCUUUAUUAGCAGCGAGCAAUACGCAUCUAGGUCAUCUUUAUUCUGGAAGCGAAGAAUAUAUCUACGAUAGUUUAACAAAUCCCGUUUCCUCGACGACAAACAAUAAAAAACGGAAAUUAACUGAUUCCCCGAAAUCGCAACGGAAUCAGCAAAGCAAUAAUGGAGUACAAGUCAAAACAGAACCUAACGUACCCUCUCCUGAUCCAACACCUGCUGGACUGCCGUCUAGUGAAGAUGAUUACGGCUUCGAUUUAAGCGCAGCUGAAACUAAUGCCAUGUUUGUAGAUUCCAGCUUCCAAUGCAUACGGUUUCAACCUUUCCAACAAAACACGUGGGCACAGUUACUAGACAAAGAUUUAAAAGAAAUCCCUUCUCCAAACUUCCGAGUAGAUGCAGACAAGGGUUUUAAUUUCAGCAACGCAGAUGAAUCCUUUGUAUGCCAAAAAAAGAACCAUUUCCAAGUGACAGUACACAUCCAGCCAUUGGGAGUUGCCCAUUUUGUGAGAACUCCGGAAGGGAAUAAGCUCAUUGAGAAAUUUUCUCUCAAUUUCCAUGGAGUAAAGAUGGAAUCUCCAACGCAAACGAUAAAAGUAGAACAAUCUCAAUCCGACAGAAGUAAAAGACCUUUCAAUCCAGUUCCACUGGAACUUAUACCUGAACAAGUGACAAAAACAACAGUUGGAAGGCUUCAUUUUAGUGAGACGACUUCCAAUAAUAUGAGAAAGAAAGGCAAGCCGAAUCCGGAUCAAAGGUUCUUCUUUCUUGUGGUUAGCCUCUGUGCCCACGUAGCUGAUGAUGUACCUGCGACAAUCAUUGCCCACUCGUCAGAGAAAAUUAUUGUCAGGGCUUCUAAUCCAGGUCAAUUUGAAAAUGAUAUGGAAUUAUCAUGGCAAAAAGGACAUACUCUAGAUUCUAUAUUCCAUAAUGGAAGAGUAGGUAUUAAUACAGACAGACCGGAAGAAUCUCUCGUUGUCCACGGCAAUAUAAAAGUAACGGGGCACAUACUACAGCCAUCAGAUAUUCGAGCGAAAUUCGGCUUGCAUGAGCUGGAUACAAAAGAACAACUUAAAAAUGUUGCCAAUCUUAGAAUUGUCAGGUAUCGCUACUUACCAGAAUUUGGGGAUCGCAUGGGGCUGAAGCAGCUAUCAGAUACCGGUGUCAUUGCUCAAGAAGUGCAGCAUGUCUUGCCAGAUGCCGUCAUUGAAGCUGGGGAUGUGCUUCUAAAAGAUGGGCAGCUUAUUGAGAAACUGCUAGUUGUAAAUAAGGAGCGUAUAUUCAUGGAAAAUGUUGGAGCAGUCAAAGAAUUGUGUAAAGUAACUGAUAACUUGGAGAACAGGAUUGGUGAAUUAGAAAGAAUCAACAAAAAACUGCACAAGAUAAAGAGAAAAGACAGUCUCAAAUCCACGUCUACAGAUAUCAGUCGCAUGAGCAGCGUGGUGUCUCAUGGAAAACAAAGAUGUCGCCAUACUUACAACAAGCAAUAUCCUAACGGUCACAAAGCAUCAUGUACCAGUCAUUUCAUUCAAUCCUCAAUCAUCGUUCUCGUAGUCAUCAUGGCCUGCUGCCUCAUGGCUUUAGCAACAUUGUAUGUUAUGGAAUGGCAGAACAGAAGACAUUCAGACUUCAGGAGCUCUGUCGUUUUUCAAGUAAAGAGCACAUCUCCAAGAAGUAUAAAUUUUACGAUAGAAGAUAUUUCAAAGUUUUCUACUUUAUUUCCUAUUGCAACGCAAUCUCAAAAAAUUUCUACUAUUUUUAAGAAACCAGUCACAGACAAUGCCAAAGAACAAAAGAAACUAAGCACUAGGUCCUAUUCUCCCGUAGUGACUUCUAAACCCGAUGAAGAAACAUUCUACGGAGACUGCGCUUCAAGCGAAUGUCCUAUUUUUUGCUGUGAUCCGUUCGCUGAUCUUCACAAUGAAGACGACAUCUUAGAUAAGCAAGAUGAUGCCAUUCCACACGUGGAGAUGAAACGAAGUGGCAAUAACGUGAAAGUCGAAGAAUUGAAGACGUUAUCUUCUUCCCUGAAUCUUACCCAUAAUUUAAGAAAUGAUUUUCAUGAAUCUACUCAUUCUUCUAAGGGUUUACAUAACAAUGACGCAUCUAAAUCAUCACUGCAAAAAAUCAGAAAAAGAAUGAUAGAUGCUGAUGAUGAAAAUCUAAAUAAUGAUGAAUCUUUCAUAACAGAUUAUAAUACGAAAGCUCUUCUGCACAUUGUGGAAUUAAAUACAACACUCACACCUGAGCUGUGUUCUGAAAAAAGGUUAGAUGGAACAUCUGCCAUUUACAUUUACUGUCCUAUUUACAUAUCAAGACAUUUUCCUCAUCCGAAUGUUACUCUUCAGUUUAGAACUGAAGAGGAUGAUACCGUCCAAUAUUGUGGUGGAAGCCAUUUUAUAUCUUGCCCGCGAGAAAUAUCAGAUGACGAUAAAGCACUCGAAUCCAAUAGGAUAUUUAAAAGGGAUAUAAUUUCACAGAGUCAUUCCUGGCAACUACCUGUUGGUUCCUUUAUCCGAAGUCGAUAUCGCUUCCGGUUGCUGUCUCGAGAAUUCGUUACGGAGCAAUCAGUCUGUUCCUACGAUUCAAACUACCGUCCUUUCACUGAAUAUAUUUUGACAUUCCAGAGAAAAUGUGACAAAUGAAGACGUAUUUUUUAAUAUUUAUACUGACCAAAAUGCCAUGUAUAUAAAGAAACAAGCAUCUGAUUUCAAAAAAGGAACUAUUCUUUUGAAAUAUAAUAUCUUAAUUUAUAUACAAGUAUUAACGUGAAAUAAAAAACGUCGGACAGCACCAAAACAGUAUUAAAACAUUUUUUAAACGACGUUUCUAAGAAAUUUAUGAAAGAAAUGACUCUGAAAUAUCUCUGACGAUAUUUUCUUUUAUUUAAUUUUUUUCAAAUGUCAUUAAUCAAUGAAAUAUUGUUAUUGAAAAAGAAUAUAAUUGUAUCAAUAAUUAAUAGAAUAGUAUUUGCUAUAGGAUAUUAUGUUUUGCAAUUUUAAUUAAUAAAAUCAACCGUACUUA